UGCUUUACCAUCUACCCAACUGUCAGAUCUUGAAAGUUUGUGUCAAGUUUGUGUAUGAGUUGUAUUUUUUGUUGAACACGGCUCUUAAGACCUAUUGGAAAAAUACAAUAUAGUUCUAGCAGUACGAAACAAACUUAAGCAAUGUCUAUUUUAUCGUACAAUGGUGGAGCCAUGGUGGCGAUGAAGGGGGACCAAUGUGUGGCUAUUGCUACAGACAAGAGAUUCGGCAUCCAAGCCCAAACAAUUUCCCUGGACUUUAAGAAAGUUUUUGAUAUGGGCCCACAUCUGUUUGUUGGUCUGCCUGGACUUGCGACUGACACCCAGACAGUUAUGGAGAAAUUGAGAUUCAGGAAAAAUCUUUACGAGUUGAAAGAGAAUCGCAAAAUGAGCCCCAAAGUCUUCAGUUCGAUGGUCUCAAAUAUGCUUUACGAGAAGCGCUUUGGUCCAUUCUUUGUGGAGCCCAUUAUCGCUGGAUUGGAGCCGAAAACUUUUGAGCCUUACGUGUGCAACAUGGAUCUGAUCGGUUGUCCGAACGAGCCCGAGGACUUUGUCGUCGGGGGCACAGCCUCGGCGCAGCUUUACGGUAUGUGCGAAGCGCUUUGGGUUCCGAAGCUCAAGCCCGACGAGCUCUUCGAGACCAUCUCGCAGGCUCUGAUUAACGCCUUCGACAGGGACGCAAUUUCCGGUUGGGGUGCAACUGUUUAUAUCAUCGAGAAGGAUAAGGUCACAGUGAGGGAGCUGAAAACCCGUAUGGAUUAAGGUGCUUUCAUAUGUAUUUUUUUUUAUAUUGCUAAUUAUAAAUUAUAAGGUCUUUAAAGUAAAAAAAAAAA
Nicrophorus vespilloides is the source of this 830-nucleotide messenger RNA. RefSeq names its product proteasome subunit beta type-3 (gene Prosbeta3). The record is from RefSeq and is a predicted model, not a curated record. NCBI's taxonomy places the organism in Eukaryota, Metazoa, Arthropoda, Insecta, Coleoptera, Silphidae. The transcript is spliced from 3 exons. Gene Ontology annotation, biological process: proteasome-mediated ubiquitin-dependent protein catabolic process. Gene Ontology annotation, cellular component: proteasome core complex, beta-subunit complex; proteasome core complex. The coding region runs from base 142 to 759 and encodes 205 amino acids.